CGGAAAUCGUCGUGACGAGUACGUCUGUGACUCGGAUCGCUGUAGAUUCUAUAUUGUCGCUGUAAAUUGUUCGUAGCUGUACAGUGUUAUUUCGAUAAGAUACAUUUAAUGCUAAAAGAACAAGUACUAGAAUAUCUAUUGACUGCCUAUGUUUACCUUAGUGAAAUAACGUGUUGGAGCUAACUAGCCGAGUUAGCUCUUAUCUUACUUUAGCUAUCCAGUUUGUGUUGACAGCGCUGUUCUGGCCCUGGCUGGGAUUAGCCGGGGACCAGGGAAAUCAAAUUGCUAACGUUUUUGGAAUAUCUGAACAUAAACGCUGAGACAUUUUAAGAAUAAAAGUGUGACAUAUCAGUAAGGGAAUCAUGGCUGUUGUCAUCGAUAGUGCGCUGAAGAAAACAUUAAAGCAAUACAAGUACAGGGACUUGACUGUCCGGGAAAUAACCAAUGUUAUCUCACAGUACAAGGACCUGAAGCCUGUGAUGGAUGCCUAUGUGUUCAACGAUGGCUCCUCCAGAGAUCUGAUGAGUCUAACUGGAACAGUCCCUGUCAGCUACAGAGGUAAUGUGUACAACAUCCCUGUGUGCCUGUGGCUGUUGGACACCUAUCCAUUCAAUCCUCCCAUCUGCUUUGUGAAGCCCACCAGUUCCAUGAUGAUCAAGACAGGCAAACACAUUGAUGCCAACGGCAAGAUCUACCUGCCCUACCUGCAUGAGUGGAAACACCCCCAGUCAGACCUGUACGGGCUGAUCCAGGUGAUGAUCGUGGUGUUUGGUGAGGAGCCCCCAGUGUUCUCGCGGCCCACCACCCAGCCCCCAUACCAGGCCUUCCAGGCCACAGGCCCCCCUAACCGUGAGGCCCUAUGGAACAUGCAGUGCCGUUCUGUGCCUGCAGAUGGCGCCCUCAGUAUGUACCCUGGUAUGUCUAUAACGCCUCUCUCUCCUUCAGAGUCCUACCUGCCAGCGGGGUCUCCUUAUGGGCCAAACCCUAACCCAGGUGGGUAUCCUGCAUACUCGUAUCCUGGUGGACCCUCCUAUCCCUCUACAGCUGGCCCAGGCCACUAUGGCUCUCAGACUCCUGGACCGGCUGUGGGGCCAAACCGUGACGGCACAAUCGGCGAGGACACCAUCCGGGCAUCGCUGGUGUCGGCGGUGAGCGAUAAGCUGCGCUGGAGGAUGAAGGAGGAGAUGGACCGUGCCCAGGCCGAGCUGGACGCUCUCAAGAGGACCGAGGAGGACCUGAAGAAGGGACACCAGAAGCUGGAGGAGAUGGUGUCACGCCUGGAUCAGGAAGUGGCUGAAGUGGACAGGAACAUAGAUCUCUUGAAGAGGAAGGACGAGGAGCUGAGCGACGCUUUGGAGAAAAUGGAGAACCAAUCGGAGAACAACGACAUAGACGACGUCAUCAUUCCCACGGCACCCCUCUACAAGCAGAUCCUGAACCUUUACGCUGAGGAGAACGCCAUCGAAGAUACCAUCUUCUACCUGGGCGAGGCAUUGCGGCGCGGAGUCAUCGACCUGGAGGUUUUCCUGAAGCACGUGCGCCUGCUGUCCCGCAAGCAGUUCCAGUUGCGUGCCCUGAUGCAGAAAGCCCGCAAGACCGCAGGCCUGAGUGACCUCUACUGACCCUGCCAUGCCGUCUGUGUCCCUUCUCUGGUCUGGUCUCUUUUUUGGGGGGAGGGGGUGCUCACUGGCACUGUCUCUCUCUCUGUAGCUGUGGUCUGACCUUACCUCCUCUUCUUUUUCUCUCUCCCACUCAUGUGACUAGCCAUGUGGGUCUCUGUACAUCUGGACACACUGGCUAAACAAAAAAAAAAUGAGAUGUUGUGGAUUCCUUUUUUUGACGAGACACUGGACAACUUAAAAAGGAGAAUGACUUUCGUGUUUGCUCUUCAGCGAUUCAGAGCUUUGUAAUGCUAUUGGUUUCUCUUUGAACAUAACUGAAAAUUAGAUGGGUGUUUUCCAAAGCUAGUGACAGAUUGCAUUAUUCACAUUUGCUUGGUGGUCCUAAUCAGCCAAAUAGCUUUAUUAGCUUUGUAUGAUUUAAAAAAUGAUGUAAUAUUGAGACAUUGUGGUUUGAACAAAGGUGUAAAACCACUCCGUACACUCCAGAAGCAAGCUUAGACUUCCAGGACAAACCGGAAGACUACAGGCUGCUAAGGGAUCCUGCAUUAGUACCUAGAUCUCUAGGUCCCAGAUUUAUCAGGACGCAAGGUGUCCUGUGGAUGCUUCACUGGUGUACAUUUCAAUGCAGAUGGCUUUAGCUCAGGUUUCAAAAUCCUAAGGCUAUUUAAUGUACUCCCCUGCAGCGUACCGUGUACCCAUAAUCCCCCCACCUGCUCGUCACAACCCAAAUUGUCUUUGAAAGAGUUAGUGACUUUUAUACUGCAUCAGUUAACUUAAAAUAUAAAAAGAUUAACACCAGGUACACAAUUGUUAGUUUAUAUAUUUAUAUGGCAGGAUAGGUUUUUUUUUUUUUUCUCUUCAUGCACUUUGAGUUAAGUUGUAGGUCAUUUGUUUGUGUGAUUUUGUUUCCGAGAGGAUGUCUUCAGUUGUUCAAUUAUUGUUUUGGAACAUCUGCAGUAAUAAAUAUCAGUGACACAAUGAA
This is a messenger RNA of Clupea harengus (Atlantic herring), 2604 nucleotides long. RefSeq names its product tumor susceptibility 101a (gene tsg101a). Gene Ontology annotation, biological process: endosome to lysosome transport; protein transport; protein modification process. Gene Ontology annotation, molecular function: ubiquitin binding. The record is from RefSeq and is a predicted model, not a curated record. Gene Ontology annotation, cellular component: ESCRT I complex. NCBI's taxonomy places the organism in Eukaryota, Metazoa, Chordata, Actinopteri, Clupeiformes, Clupeidae.